AAGACUGUCAAGUGUUUUCAAAACAUUCAUAUUUGACAAUUAUGUCAAAUUUAGUAGGCAAAAUUUCAAUUUUCAAAAAUUUAAUUAAUAUCUAUCUGUCCAGAGCAAAGAUAUAUAUUGAGUAAUAUUUUUGGUCCAGAGACAGUUAUCUCUGCUCUGCUCCUAAACUACAAGCUUGCCGAAGUUGAGAAUGGUACCAAUCGAUUUUUCAUGAAAAACUGCAUAUGUAAAAAAAAUUACCGUCAAAAUUGGUCACUGUCCGUAAAGUAAUGAGGAAAAAACUGAAUGUGAUUGAAUGAAAUAGUAUUAGUGAAAAAAGAAGAGGUGCAUAUUGCCUAUGAUGAGUGAAUAUACAUAAUACAUAACCAAAAUGGAAGAAAGUAAAUCGAAUUCCUUAUUUGGAGAAGUCUAUGAAAACCAGUGUUCAUUUGCCUCUUUUACAAAAGAAAUGCCACAAGUAGAUAAAGCGAUUAAUAACUCUGAACCGGCUCACUUACAGGAGUAUGAUUUCCAUAAAAGUGGUGGUCUAGCUGACAGACAUUGUGAAGAAGGGUUUCAUAUAACCAAUGAUGAUGUGAAGUUGGAAAAAGUAGGAAAAAUUGAUGUAUUUGAACAAUUUAUAGAUGAUGAAGAAGUUCACGAAAAAGCAGAAUAUAAAGUCAAUAUUGAAGAAAGUACCUUCAAUUGUUCAGUUACAGAAGUUAAUGCUAAUCAAUUAUGUUCUGCCCCUUUCAAGGAAGAAAUAUUAAAUCCCCCAAUGAUUAAUUCAUCCCCUACAUUAGAUCAGCAGAUGAAUGACUCUGAACCAACUGACUUAAAACAAUAUAUAUGCCAUAAAAGUCACAUUGGGGAUUAUUCUGUAGAAUAUUAUAUCGAAGAACACAUUCAAAAUGAAAACACUUCUAGUCUUGAAAGCAACCAAGAAGUUCCCAUAAAAUUUGUUAUUUUGAAUACCAAAAAAUACAAGUGUGACCUAUGUGAGUUUGUUACCAAUAAAAAAGACUACCUUGAAAAGCAUGUUGAUGAUGUUCAUUUAAAUAUGAAACACAAGCGUCAAAUAUGCAGAUUCGUUUCAACUGGAAAAUAUUACAUCAAGGAACAUAUGGAGGUUAUCAGAGAAUACGAGUGUGACCUCUGUGAUUUUGGUUCCGAUGAUAAUUCAAAACUUCAAAGGCACAUAAAAUCUUCACACUUGAAAAGGCAGGAAUAUAAAUGUCAUUUAUGUGAAUUUAUUACAAGUGUAAAAAGUUCUCUUCGGAGGCAUGUAGUCUAUGUCCAUUCAAAUAUCAAGAAACACAAGUGUGACUCAUGCAGCUAUGAAACAAGUAUAAAAAAUGACCUUCGAAAGCACAUCGACUCCGUUCAUUUAAAUAUCAGGAAACACAAGUGUCCCUUUUGUGACUAUGCUGCAACUUAUAAUAAAACCCUUCAAAUGCACAUAAAAACUAUUCAUUUAAAAAUUAAGGAACACAAGUGCCAUCUGUGUGACUAUGCUACAAAUUUAAAAGCAAACCUUCAAACACAUAUCGAUUCUGUUCAUUUGAAAAUGAAAAAUCAGGAGUGUCACCUAUGUGAUUUUGUUACAUAUAGAAGAGAGGUCCUUAAAAGGCAUGUAAACUCCGUUCAUUUAAAUAUCAAGAAACACAAAUGUCACUCGUGUGAUUUUGCUGCGAAUCAGAAACAUACACUCAGUAGGCACAUAAAAUCGGUCCAUUUAAAAAUUAAUGACCACAAAUGUCGACUAUGCGAGUAUAAGACAAAUAAGAAAGAUAACCUGAAAAGACAUAUGAAUUCUGUUCAUAAAUAUCAAGAAACACAAGUGCCACCACUAUUUGUGAAUGUCUAUGAUGAAAACUUUUGCCUCUCUUACAAAAGAAAUUUCACUUUGAUAAAUAAUAAAAUAAUUCUGAACUGUCUCACUUGGAGUAGUAUGAAUGAAUUCCAUGAGAGUAGCAUAGGUGAUAGGCACUGUGAAGAAGGUUUUAAAAUAACCGAUAAUGAUACAAAGUUGGAAGAAAAAUUAAGAAUUGACGUAAUUGAACAAUUCAUAGAUGAACAAGGAGUUCAUGAAAGAAAAGAAUAUAUAAUAAAGAAUGAAGAAAGUACAUUAAUUUGCUCAGUUCCAGAGGAUAAUGCCAAUCAAUUAUUAUCUGCCUCUCUUGAGAAGGAAUUGCCUGAAAUAUUUGAUUCACCGAUGAUUAAUUCAUCCACUGCAUUAAAUCCACUGUUAAAUAACUCUGUACCAACUCUCUUAGAGCAAAGUUGUACAAGUCACAUGGCAGAUUAUCCUUUCAGUGAUAAAAAUUAUCCAGAAGAACACAAACAAAAAAAUUAUGCUUCUGGUCUUGAAGAUCCCGAAGAAGUUCCUAUAAAAUUUGUUCUUAUGAAUAUUGGGGAACACAAGUGUAACUUAUGCGAGUAUGUUACAAAUAGAAAAGGCAACCUUAAAAACCAUGUUGAUGGUGUGCAUUCAAAUACCAAGAAAUACGAGUGUCAUCUAUGUGAACAUGUUGCAACUAGAAUACAGAACAUAAGGAGACAUAUCAACACUGUUCAUUAUUUGAAUAACAAAAACCACAAGUGUGACCUCUGUAAAUUUGCCUCUAAUGAUUCUUCGAAACUUCAAAAACACAUCAAAUCUGUUCAUUUGAAAAUUAAGGAACAUAAAUGUCAACUAUGUGACUAUGAUACAAGUGAAAAAGGUGCUCUUCAGAGGCAUGUGGACUUUGUGCAUUUAAAUAUAAAGAAACACAGGUGCCACAUAUGUGACUAUGCUGCAAUUAGACAAAAUGACCUUCAAAAGCAUAUAGACUGCGUUCAUUUAAAUAUCAGGAAACACUUGUGUCACUUAUGUGACUAUGCCGGAAGUAAUAAUGAAACCCUUCAAAUACACAUAAAAUCUACUCAUUUAAAAAUUAAGGAACACAAGUGUCAUCUAUGUGAUUAUGCUACAAAUUCAAAAACCAACCUCCAAACACACAUCAAUUCUGUUCAUUUAAAUAUAAAAAAUCAGAAGUGUGAGUUUUGUGAUUAUGUUACAUAUCGAAAAGACGCCCUCAAGAUACAUAAAGACUCUGUUCAUUUAAAUAUGAGGACACACAAAUGUCACUUAUGUGAAUUUGCUGCAAAUGUGAAACGUACACUUAAUAUGCACAUAAAAUCGGUCCAUUUAAAAAUUAAUGAUCACAAAUGUCGACUGUGCGAGUAUAAGACAAAUAAGAAAGAUAACCUGAAGAGGCAUGUGAAUUCUCUUCAUAAACAUCAAGAAAUACAAGUGCCACCUACGUGAAUUUAUUGUGAGAAUAGUAAACACGUGAAAACUGUUCAUUCGAAAAUUGUUGAUAAGAAAAAGGGUGGAUCAGAAAAUUAUGUUGGCUAUGUGCCUGAUAUAAAUUUUUUCAAAAUCAAAUGUUCGAAAAAUCCUAUGUAUUAUAAUUUUCAAUAAAGGUUAAAUGUUU
Coccinella septempunctata (seven-spotted ladybird) is the source of this 3458-nucleotide messenger RNA. RefSeq names its product gastrula zinc finger protein xFG20-1-like. The transcript has 4 exons. Gene Ontology annotation, cellular component: nucleus. The coding region runs from base 371 to 3289 and encodes 972 amino acids. Gene Ontology annotation, biological process: regulation of gene expression. The record is from RefSeq and is a predicted model, not a curated record. Lineage: Eukaryota; Metazoa; Arthropoda; Insecta; Coleoptera; Coccinellidae.